This is a messenger RNA of Effrenium voratum, 459 nucleotides long. NCBI's taxonomy places the organism in Eukaryota, Dinophyceae, Suessiales, Symbiodiniaceae. The record is from the annotation of a GenBank genome assembly.
AUGGUCCCCACAGAAGGCUCAAAGAUCGUGAUGCGGUGGUCCAGGCGCCGGUGCUUUUGUUCCUCCAUGCGGAUACGGAGCUUCCAGAGGGCGCUCUGGAAGCAGUUCAGGCUGCGCUCUGCGAUCCGGAGGUGCUGGGGGGAUGUUUCGAGCUGCGCUUUGCGGAAGAAGCUGAGAGCCGCACACUGCAGCUUUGGAGUUGGAGCACCCGGGUGCAGUGCUGCCGCUCCAGCCGCCUGGUCUUUGGGGACCGGGGCAUCUUCGUGCGGCGGAGCGCCUUCGAAGAGCUGCAGGGCUACAGUGAAUGGCCCAUCUUGGAGGAUGUGGAUUUGGUCAUGCGCUUGGCGCGGCAAAGCCGCCGGUCCUUCAGCUUUGUGCCGCUGGCGGUGACCACCUCGGCGCGGCGCAUGUUGGAGGUGCUGCUUCCUUGGGCCGUUGAAACGCCAAGAGAAGAGAACA